Molecule: messenger RNA, 2318 nt
Organism: Pseudophryne corroboree (corroboree frog)
Lineage: Eukaryota; Metazoa; Chordata; Amphibia; Anura; Myobatrachidae
Gene: ZIC3
Product: Zic family member 3
Exons: 3
Coding region: 284-1609 (441 amino acids)
Biological process (GO): regulation of transcription by RNA polymerase II
Cellular component (GO): nucleus
Molecular function (GO): RNA polymerase II cis-regulatory region sequence-specific DNA binding; DNA-binding transcription factor activity, RNA polymerase II-specific
Source: RefSeq, a predicted model, not a curated record
CAAGAGUUCAGAGGCAAAUGGGUGCCUGGGGCUGGGCUCGUAUGACACUCCCACAGCUGAGUUUCUAUUGGUGCAAUUCAGACUGCCUCCUGAGUUGGUUUAUGUGUGAGGAGUGAGUGAUUGACUUUAUCAGUCCAAGGACAUUACUCUGUUGGAGAGGGUGAACAGUUUCCCGGAUUUCCACAAGCAAAAGGAAUAAAAGCAAACUUAUUUUUAUCAUUGCUUCUGCAUGAACUGUAUCCUGUGCUGACCAAUCAAUAGGUCUGACUGCUCAGGUUCAUUCAUGACGAUGCUGCUGGAUGGAGGACCUCAGUUUCCCACCCUGGGAGUUGGUGGGUUUGGGACAACUCGCCAUCAUGAAAUGUCCAACCGAGAUGCUGGCAUGGGGCUUAAUCCGUUUGCUGAACCUUCACAUGCUGCAGCGUUUAAGCUGAGUCCAGCCAGUCAUGAUCUCUCAUCAAGCCAGAGCUCAGCUUUUACCCCACAGGCAUCCGGAUAUGCCAAUGCGCUUGGGCACCAUGCUGGGCAGGUACCAUCUUAUGGCGGCGCUGCCUUUAACUCCACAAGAGAUUUUCUUUUCCGAAAUCGGAAUUCUGGACUUGGAGAUGCCUCCUCUCCAGGUGGUCAGCAUGGACUUUUUGCUAGCCAUGGCCCCCCUGGAAUCGCUGAACCCCCAGGACACCUGAUCUUCCCAGGGCUUCAUGAACAAAGCUCCAGUCACACUUCGCCCAACGGACAUGUGGUCAAUGGGCAAAUGCAUUUAGGUCUCAGAGGCGAUAUUUUUGGACGUCCAGAUCCUUACAGAGCUGUGCCCAGCCCCAGGACUGAUCAUUAUGCUGCAGCCCAGUUCCACAACUACAAUCACAUGAAUAUGAGUAUGAAUGUGGCUGCUCACCAUGGCCCAGGGGCAUUUUUUAGAUAUAUGAGGCAACCUAUCAAACAAGAAUUAUCAUGCAAGUGGCUAGAGGAAUCACCGAUGAACCGCCCGCAGAAAUCCUGCGACAGGACAUUUAGCAGCAUGCAUGAGCUGGUUACACAUAUGACAAUGGAACAUGUUGGGGGACCAGAACAAACUAAUCAUAUUUGUUACUGGGAGGAAUGUCCCAGAGGAGGUAAAUCUUUUAAAGCAAAAUACAAACUGGUUAAUCAUAUAAGGGUGCAUACAGGAGAAAAACCAUUUCCCUGUCCAUUCCCUGGAUGUGGGAAAAUCUUUGCACGCUCAGAAAAUCUAAAAAUCCACAAAAGAACUCAUACAGGUGAGAAGCCGUUUAAGUGUGAGUUUGAAGGAUGCGAUCGACGGUUUGCAAACAGUAGUGACAGAAAGAAGCAUAUGCACGUGCAUACAUCAGACAAACCAUACAUCUGCAAAGUGUGUGAUAAGUCCUACACGCACCCUAGCUCUCUAAGGAAACACAUGAAGGUACAUGAAUCUCAAGGGUCUGAUUCAUCCCCAGCUGCCAGCUCAGGUUAUGAAUCUGCUACCCCCCCAGCAAUGGUUUCUGCCAGUAGUGAAGAAUCUUCUAAAACUACUUCAGCAGUAAUUCAGACUAACAACAACACUCACAACCCAGGAUUACUUCCACCCAAUUUUAACGAGUGGUACGUCUAAUAAAAAUAAUGUAGAAAGGCACAAUCACGCUCAAUUAAGGACCAAAUGAAACAAAGUGACCAAGAUGGUUGUUCUACCAAGGUGGAAAUGGAGUUUAUUAUACAAACAACAGUAUAGGGCUUUGUUUUGUUACUCUGGAUUUUAUUUUUCCUUUUUAAAGAAGGCUGUGGACUUUUUGUGUCCCUUUCUCAGGAUCAGAAAACAUAUUUUGGCAUUUUCUCAUUCGUUAUCCUUUCUUUUUCAAUUAUUAUCAUUUUAACAAUACUACCUUUUUGUUUUUUUUGCAAAACAAAUAUAGAAGGUUCUUAAAUGAUGUAUUUAACAUAUAAAAUGUCCCUCCACCUCUAUGGUGAACUUUAAAAUCUCAUGUUCUUAAACCGUGCCAAAGUCUUGUUAUGUCUUGAACUUUCUCAAAGCAUUACACUUGUGAAUGUAUUCCUUGUCCUAUAGGGUCAAAAGCUGUUGUUCGGUAAAUUUUCAGGAUGGGAGUGUGUGUUAAUUCACAGAUUGUGACCGUUUAGUAUACAGUUGCCUUUUGUAAGAACUUUUGUAAAUAUACCCAUGAUGCCAUAUUUAUCGUUUGUAAUUUAAUUAUUGAUACAAGUGCCGGGAACUGAACAAUAUUUAUGAAAAAAAAGUUUUCUAACAAAACUCUGUAUAGCUUUUGGUUAUAACUGCUUUAGCAUUAAAAUUUAUUGUUUUGAAAGAA